Messenger RNA from Sinocyclocheilus rhinocerous, 372 nucleotides. Its product is annotated as symplekin-like. The record is from RefSeq and is a predicted model, not a curated record. Lineage: Eukaryota; Metazoa; Chordata; Actinopteri; Cypriniformes; Cyprinidae. Gene Ontology annotation, cellular component: mRNA cleavage and polyadenylation specificity factor complex. The annotation marks the transcript as partial. The transcript has 2 exons.
GAGACAAUGAGCUUCUGCUGAGGCUGAUUGCCAACCUGAACAUGCUGAUGAGAGAUGAGAGUGUGAAUGUGGUGAAGAAGGCCAUUCUGACAUUCACUCAGCUAUACAAAGUGGCUUUACAGUGGCUGGUGCGCACUAAGAGUGUCGAGGACAUGCAGGAGCCAUGCUGGGAUAUGGUGACCCAGAUGAAAGAGGAUGUUCUGGCAUUGCUAGACUCCGAUAACGACGGAGUUCGCACUCACGCCAUCAAAUUCACUGAGUCCCUCAUCAUCACUCUGUCACCACGGACACCUGACUCUGAUACGCCCAAGAAACAGGAGGGAGACAUCAGCCUGGACAAAAUCCCCAAAGACCACACGUAUAUUCGUUAUG